Molecule: messenger RNA, 3963 nt
Organism: Seminavis robusta
Lineage: Eukaryota; Bacillariophyta; Bacillariophyceae; Naviculales; Naviculaceae
Source: the annotation of a GenBank genome assembly
CUCCACGUUUCAGACGUUUGAGAGAAGAGAAGCUCAAAAAUCACGACACAAACAAGGCAAAUCUAUCAUUUCCAGCAAGCUAGCAGCAGUCAUCAAGUAAGUCAGGUCAAGUCCAAGUCGUUGUCGCCCACAAAGAAUACCGAACAAGCUCGAGGGUUCAGAUACUGUCAUAUCAGUGAUCACUGUAAGAGACGUCCCUGUGAAGCGCUUGUCAGUCAGAGAAAAAGGCGAAGAAACAAGAGAAAUUUCAUUGUCGUCUUGCCAUUCUGCGUGGAAUCGAAUCGUCCCUCACGCUGCGAAAGAAAAUCCAAACAAAUCAUGUCGAACAACAACAACGCCACCAUGAGCGCGUCUUCUGCCGCGGUAACGAGUGACGACGCUCUGCGUGAAGUGAUUGUUUCGAAUGUUCUCGCCGAGUUUCACGACCAAAAUUCACCCGCCACGGUGGUGACGUCCUCCAAGAUCUUGGUCAAGCUUCUUCAGAAUGCGCUCAAGACAGACGAGAAGUAUCGUCGCGUCCGGUUGAGCAAUGCCAAAAUUCAACAACAAAUCGUCAAGGUCGAAGGCGCCUUGGAUAUCUUGGGAAUGGCGGGAUUUGUCGAGAAACACAUGGAAAAUGAUCAGUUCCUCGUCUACAAUCCGGGACAGCAGGCCACCACUGGCAAUGCACUGGAAUUGUACCUGGAAGAUGACAACACGCAGGAACCACCAAAAGAAACUCCCGCACAUGCCUUGAUCCACGUCAUUUGCAAUGGAUUGGAGAACAAACAAAAGGAAUUGGAGCCAUGGAUCGAACCGCCAAAGCAACCGCAACAACCCAGCAAACCGGUGGCGUCCAAUGCUGCUGCCAACAACAACGACAAUUCGUCGCCCUUUUUGAGUGAACAAGACCGUGCGAGACGGGUUGCCAAAGCCAAGGCCAUGAAAAAGGCCAAGCAAGCGGAACGGGCUUUGGCGAAACAGCGAUGGGAAGAAGACGAGGAGAAGCGCCGUGAGGCCAAGGAGCGUCGCGAAGCCUUGCUCAAUGCCAAGGUCGAAGAAGAAGCCAAACAGGGACUUGCUGCGGGAAUUACGAUUCGAUCGACGGCUGUUGGAGGAGGAGAAGUUUCUCCCAAGAAGGUUCUUCCAAAGCCCUUUGCCACUCCCGUCGAUCCCGGCAGCCAAAAGGAACAACUCGCAGCGGCCGCUCGUGCUCGCAUGGCGCGUGUCAAAAACUCAGCAGCGGCACCACCCAAAGAUGACACUGCCAUGGAUGUGGAAGCCCCGCCAGCCAAAAUUCCCAUGGUGGAAGCCCAAAGCAAGGAAUCAUCGUCGGACAUGGAAACAGAAGAGGAAUGGGGAAACCAAAAGCCAUCCGCUGUCGUCGUUGAUCAACAACCCAUUCCAAUCCGACCCACCAUUGUUGCCACUCCCGAAUGGAAAGCUUUUCUGGAACGGGUCCCUCGAUGUGCGGGAGCGGAAGGAAUCCGUGAGUCUUCUUAUUUUGCGAAACAGGGAAUGGCCGGUGAUGGCAUGGCAGUCCCAAAAUGCCUCAAACGAUUAUUCAAAGAAUUGGACGGACUCAAGGACUCCUUGCCGAGCGACCCAAACUGCAGCAUUUGGUUGCGCUUUGACGAAGAAACUCCACAAUAUAUUCGUGCUCUCAUGGCAGGACCUCUUCCCGGGCCCACUCCCUACUCGGGGGGGUUGUUUGCCUUUGACAUUUAUGUUCCAAACGACUAUCCCCAAGUAUCACCCAAGGUCCAGUUCCUGUCAACUGGAGGUGGCUCGUGGCGUGCAGGCCCCAAUUUGUAUGCAUGUGGCAAGGUCUGCCUCUCGCUUUUGGGAACUUGGUCUGGCGAGAAGUGGAACCCACAGCACAGUUCCAUGGCACAGGUGCUGCUAUCCAUCCAAGGACUCAUCUUGGGUGUGGAGCACCCCUUCUACCUCGAGCCAGGUCAUGGUGGUUGGGAAGGGACGGUCAAAGACGGGGCCUUUCAGCAGAAUGGACAGACUUUGGCGGGCGCAAAAGUGCAAGCCGAAGUCGGGGUCCCACCCGAGGUGGUCAUCUUUGAAGACCUCAUUCGAGUCGGAACUACCAAAUAUGGCAUGAUUCAGCCGCUAAAAGCGGCCUGUCGAAUUCUACAAGACGAAGAGGGCAGCAAGAAGAAAGACGCCAUGUUCCGGGCAUUUGGGGAGAUUAUUCAAGCUCAUUUUGCGCAGAAUCGUGAGGCUGUUCUGGCAGAGGUUCGCAUGUGGAUGUCGGAUUACGCCUACAGUAGAAACCGCAAUGUCAUCAAAGGAAGCUUGUCGAUUGAUCAACUGCAGACAUUGUUGCCCAAACUGGAAGAGGUGCUGUCAGAGAUUCCUCCGCUUGGUGAUGCUCCAAAACCCGCCGCCGCCAAGGGCAACGCAAUGGUCACCGAAGAGGAAGGCGACUUGAAAAUGCCGGCAAGAGCCACGCCAAAACCACCUCCACAAGAGGCAAUGGAUUCCAAACCGGCCCCAUCGUCAGCUUCCAAGCGAAGUACAUCGGGAGCUUCCAAAACAGAAGGUGGAAAUGUUGUGGAAACAAAGCGCCAAAAAAUGCAAAAGGCUGCGAGCAGUGGCGAUUACGUGCUGGCUGGGCAACUACAAGAAGAAGUCAAGCGAUUGGAGGAUCUCCAGCGUUCAAUCCAAGAAGCCGCGACGGAAGGUGACUUCAUCAAAGCCGGCCGCCUACAGGCACAGCUCAAAGCUCUCACAGCCGUCGACAGCGAGGAACCUCCCAGCAAGAAGGCGUCCCUGCGUUCCAUGUGGGACCAGGGCAGCGGAGACGAUGACGAUAUGUGGGAUGACUCUGGUGAUGACGACGAUUCGAUGGAUAGUGACGAUGACCUGCCCCCCGGCCCAAUGGGUCCUCCGUUUGCGAUGGGCGGCGGCCCACCACAAUUUGGUGGCGGUCAUGUUCCGCCUGGGCUGGGGAACAACGUGUUUGCGCCACCUGGCCAAAAACACAAGUUUGGCAGCAAGAAUCACAGUUGGGGAACGGGCAGCGCUCUCGGCAAUACCGCUGCGGCGCCAUCGGACCAAAAGGUUGCAGCGGUUCCGGCAGCGGCUGCAGCACCCACCAAAAAGAAGUCUAUCCCUCCGGAGCAGCUCUGUCGCCUGCGAAUCCGACUUCCCAACAAUAAAUCCGUAGUCGAGGACUUUCACAAGGACGACCAGUUGUCUGUUGUGUACCGUCGAUUGGCACCCAUGGUCCCCGAAGAAGGAAGCAAGAAAAGAAAGCAGAAGAGCUCCUCUGUGGCGCCGGCUUCAGCCAGUGCUGGCGGAGCCUUUGCCAAGCCGCUUUCUUCUGCGGGCUUUACGCUUCUUCUGACUCGUCCAAAGCGAGAGUUCAGCCUGGAGCUGCACGGCGUGAAGAGCUUGUCAGAGUUGAAUCUGGCUCCAUCUGCCACGUUGACGAUAAUGAAAUGUCAGGACCGUGGCGUCAUGUACCGCGGUGAACUCGAAAGCCGAAUCCAAGGAGCACAAGGAGAUGCCAUGGAAGUGGAUGGCUUGACAUAUGAAGGACUGGUGGAGCUUACGGAGCGCGUUGGUGCGGUUGCACCAGACAUCAAUCCUGAAGAGCUGGAAAAGAACUCUCAAACAAUGAGCCCUGCGGCCUAUCUUGCCGAGCUGGGGGCUUCUAUGGAGGAAGUCGGCGAGGAUGCUCGAAAGUGUCCGAUUUGCCUUGGUGACUAUGACGGCACGGACGAAACUGAGUCGCUCCGUAAGCUGACAGCUUGCGGUCAUCUCUUCCAUUCUGGGUGCGUAGAGACUUGGCUGGAGACAAAAUCAUCUUGUCCUCUUUGCAAAACAUCCAUCAAACCGGAGAACAAAUAAACAAAUCAAAGACGGAUUUGUGCAUCCGUCUGGGUGCGAUGUAGAGUCAAUUUUCAUAAGACGAUAGAACCAUCGCUAAAUUACCUAUUUAUUUUGUGACACCCCACAGCUUUUGCA